This is a messenger RNA of Lodderomyces oxycetoniae, 2745 nucleotides long. It is a transcript of the gene EMC9, whose product is annotated as Emc9p. Lineage: Eukaryota; Fungi; Ascomycota; Pichiomycetes; Serinales; Debaryomycetaceae. Bases 1 to 2745 code for a protein of 914 amino acids. The record is from RefSeq and is a predicted model, not a curated record. The transcript has a single exon.
AUGCAUCAAUCACCGACAAGUAUCAAGAAUUCAGGAUCAACCAUAGUAUCCUCCGCCGCCACCUCGUCGUCCACAUCUUCGUCAUACAUAAAAUCAUCGUUGACUGAUACGCAUGCUGCUCAAGCUGUAUCUAUACAACAACAACAACAACAACAACAACUGCUGCUGCUGCUGGUUGAACCGCAACUGCAAAGGUUAAGCAAGACUCGAUUGCAACAAUUACAAUCGAUUUCAGCUUCUUCGCAAACUACCUCAUAUCACCAUCACUAUUACCACCAUUCGAACUUAAAGAGCAACGGGAACGGGAACGGAAACGGAAACGGAAACGGUGUUGAAAAGCUGCUGCACCAUUAUCAACACCCGACAAAUGUAAAUGAAAUUUUAUUUCAACUGAAUAGCCAAUCCUCAGCUAUUGAGCAUCACCAUCAUUACCACCACCAUCAUCAUCAUCAUUCACCUUCUUCGCCAUAUUCCUUUUUCCCAACAUCAUCCAGCUUGAGGGAUAUCCUUUCCCUUGUGUUUGUCAUGCUUGCACUACCACAAUCAUGCUCUUUGGUUUUCUGCAUAUUGUACUUGAUGCUAGGCUCGGAUUUCAUGGAUGGGAAAUUCUUGAUUAAUUUCUUAUUACCUCCUGAACAUAAAUCUGUUUAUAAAGGAUUCAAGACUUUAUCAAUUUCAGUAUUGAAAUUCACAAUCAUUGAUUCAGUAAUCUUUUUAACAUUGACCAAAAUCAUCAAGAAGAAGAAUUAUUUCAAUUACUUCAUUUUCUUAUCAAAAUCAAUAGUAUCGAGCGAGUUGAUCGGUUCAUCUUCAAUCAAUUAUAUUACGUCCAUUUCAAGCAAGAAAAUUAUGACUAAAGUCCAAUAUAAUGAUAAAAGUAAGUUGUUUUUUAAUAAUAAUCUUGUUAAUGCCUUUUUUUGCUUUAUUAUUAUCAACUACGUCAAUUAUUUGUUAAACUGGUUUCACUUUACAUCUGUCAAUCUGGAUUCCACACCUCAUACUCAUCCCCAUCAUAUAACGUUUUUCCAAAUCAUCCAGGAUAAGAUACUACCAGCCAAUAUAGCAUAUAUCAAUACGUUCAAUUUCAAUGACUUAAAGAUACAGGUUUAUUUAUUUUUAUCGAUACAUAUCAUUUAUCGAGCUAUGUUUAGUAGGAAGUCAACUAUAAUGCAAAAUUCAAUACCCAAUAUUGCAGGUGAAGAAGUUACAGUGAAUGCCGAUCUGAAUAGAUUGUUAGAUAUUGAAAUCAAUAUAGACCCAAAAAAUAGUUCUAUUACAAAUUUUCAAAGCAAUCGGAACUCAAUAGCGUUUAAGAAUUUUGAGAACUUCAUAGUUUCGCCGUUUCAAAGUAAACUUACAAAACUAAAAAACAGAAUGAGAGCAUCUUCAGUGUCGAAACCAAUUAUUGCUUCGAAAAGCACUCCAAGUAACGUUUCUGCUGCUACUACUACUGUUGCAUCGGCGACGGCGGCUACAACAGCUACAGCAGCAGCUACAGCAGCAGCAGCAAAUACUACUACAACUACAACUACUACAACUACAUCAUCAACAUCAUCUGCUACUUCAAGGUCUUUAACAACUACCACAAUCUCCCCCAAUGUCACCAUCAUUGAAAACACAAUUGUUGUACAGCCAUUUUGGUCCAUCAUUGCUGCUUGUAAAGCCAUGUUGAAGAAGUCUUAUUUGUUUAAUGGAGAGCCAACAAAGAAGAAAAGAAAUCAAGUAAAAGCACGUCCAAUUGUGCAAAAAGAACUCACACCCAUGGCUGUAGUUGCAAUUGACUCAAAUAAAGUGGUUUUCAAAAAUCUAACCCUGAAAAUAGUUUUCGAGAAUCUUUCCAUAAAAUUGAACAAUAUCAACUGGUCAUAUUUCAAGCAUUUCACACAUGAAGGUAGUUUCUUCAUUGUUAUUUAUGGAUUAACACCACUUUUCCAAUAUGAAGUAGAAAUUUUCAACAAUGACGAACUUGUCGACAAUUUUCUCGUUAAUACAACAAAUGGAGAAGACGAGAUAAGCAAUCAGUCGUUAACAGAAACUUCCUCGUUGAUUACAUUACAAACAUCGCUUGGUUCUACAAUGGCCAAAAUUGACAGUGUAAAACAAAAGUUAAAAAAGUACAAGAAGGAUGAAAACAAAAAAAUUGGCGAUUUGAAAAACUCAAUCGAUUUACUAAAGAGCAAAAUCUCAAAAUAUAACAAUGCUAAACCGGUGAAUGAAAAUCGUGUAUGUGGGAAAAUUAAAGGGUUGAAGCACUCAGUUAUACAAUUGGAGAACGAAAUAGAAUGCAUCAAAAAUGAAAUAGCCCAAGUUCAACAAGAAGAGAAUCAGCUUCAAGAACAAUUUACUAUUCAACAAAACUCCCAAAAUAAAGAAAUUCAGUCAUUGGAAAAAGAAUAUUUUGAUCAUGAGUCAAAGCUUAAAGAUCUCAAGACUCAAUUUUCUAAAACAAAACAAGAGUUAAACCAAUGCUCCUUAAAACUUCAGAAGCUUCUCAUGAAACAAACUUCAAAACAAGAAGAACUUAAACUUAUUCAACAAGAAUUCAAAUAUUUGAAAAAGAAUGAAAUUUUGAACAAGUUUACAAGAAGGAUUAAACGGACAGCUGAAAAAUUCGAAACUAUUUUGCCCAAUAUUAUCCAAGAAACAGAACUUUUGAAAAUUGAAUGUAGUGAAUUGUUAGUCAAUUGCAAUGGUAACAAUAAUAGUGAUGAUGAUGAAGAAGAUGAUGAUUAUGUACAUGUAUAA